AGUGUGUGCGCGGCGCGGCUAGCCCUUUUCUGGUGGGUGUUCUUGCGUGGAGGAGCACCAGUCAUCGUCAUCGGGCCGAGUUUUUGCUGGCUACGGGUUCCGAAGGGCUUCGGGUGAAAAGCUUAAUUAGCGCGCGAUAGGAGCAACUGCGACGGCUGCUACGAUUGUGGCCGGAAUCGGAGCGAUUGAUGCGGCGAUUGCAUCGGUAGGCGACGCAAAAGUGUAGGCAAAGGUGUAAAUUAAUAGAAUCAAGUUGCACCAUUUCUCCCGCAACGCACGUUCCCUUCGUUUCCGUGUGUAUGUGUGUGUGCGGUUACUUCGCCUUUUACUUAGAGCGCUGUAGAGCAUAGAAAAAGAGUGAGAGCGAGUGCGCGCGUGUUGUGUUGUCCCGCUUUGGUGCACCAGAAGACCCGGAGCGCGGUUGUUCCUGCGGCGGCGGCGGCGAAACCCCGCAAAAUUCCGUGUGUGCAGUGUACAGAGUGUCACGGGUUUUUCUGCACCGAUCCGUGAUUAUCGCAGCUGCCGUGUGUGCUUUUUGCGUGAAAAGGAUCUCGGGCCGCUGUAAUUGCUUCCGGCGGAGGAGAACCCUAGGAGUACGAGACGUGUGUUCCCGGCGCAACUAUCCAUUCCCGUCCCGAUUGGUCGUGUUUUUGGUCCCGAGCUCCCACCGGAAACCCCUUACACGGGCACUCCCGUUAGGUUGCGGGGUGAAAAGCAAUUCCGUACGUGUCCGUAGUUUCGUGGAUCGGCAGUAUUUUCAAUCGGAUCGACCAUUCUGCACCCCCGGCAACGCACCGAUCACAGCAACAGUAGCAGCCCCCCUCACGAUGUCGCCACAAACCUUCCACAACAUCAAAGCAAGCGGCGGCGGCGGCGGUGGUGCCAGAAGGAAAAUAGUCACAUCGUCGCCAGCGGCGCUCCUAGCGAUCGUCGGUCUGCUGAUUGCCGUCUCGUGGACGGCCAAUGCCGCGGCGGCGACCGCUACCGAGAAUGAUCAGAAAUCCAACAACCAGAACGUAAAUCUUGACAGCAGUCCAUCGUACGGCGGCUCACCGUCGUCCAGUCAGAAUGAUAUCUACAUCGAUGAUGAUGGUCUGGAAGGAUCCGGAAGCCGCGGAGAAGUACAUGACGAUCUAGAGAAAGAAGACGACGAAGCGUCCGGAUCCGGGUUCGGGGACGACGACGAAGACUCUACUGCGCGCCGAACGUCGUCCUCGUCGUCGUCGUCGUCGUCAUCCGGCAGCAACAUCAAUCACAUACUGCGCAGCGAUAACCUGCCCGGUUCAGGUGAUCAUGAAGAUAAUGAUCUCUACACAGACACCAACCUACCCCCCGUUGAUCCAUCGACCACCGACGACGAAGAUAUGCCCAUCGGUAAGGAGAACAGCAAGUCCUCGUCGUCUGCAGCGGGUGGCGGUACGCGGUACCCGAACGCCGGUGAUACGCGCGAUCCCACCACUGAUACGGAGCUCGAUCUAGGGGGGCUGCCACGUCACCACGCCACACCAACCGAGGGCGGCAGCAGCGGCGGUAGUAGUAAUAACAACCACCACGAUAACACCCUGUACGGUCCGGGCAGUGGCGUUUUGAUAAUGAAUGCCAAGAACGAUGACCGAACGGCCAGCUUCUUUGCACAGCCGGGCAUACUAGCUGCUGUGAUUGGAGGAGCUGUCGUCGGUUUACUGUGUGCCAUCCUGGUGGUCAUGUUCAUCGUGUACCGGAUGAGAAAAAAGGACGAAGGUUCGUACGCGCUGGACGAACCGAAGCGGUCACCGACCGCCAACACCUACGCCAAGAACGCGAAUAACAGGGAGUUUUACGCCUGAGAUUACUCGAUAGACUCGAGUGACGGUGAUUUCUAAGAAAAAGCCCCUCCAGUAGACGUGUCCCUCCCUCCCCGGUGUCUGUGGAGGAGAGAAUAUGUUUUGAACAGAUAAAAGAUGGGCUCGAACGAAACGCCUGAUUGCGCGAGGCAAAACACACAACACAUAGGCAUAAAUAACAACAGCACGCGAGGGAAGACGGGAGCAGAGCGAGCCGCGCGUUAGUGGAACCACACAGCGCCGGGUGUGCAGCCACACUGAGGAGGACUGAGUCCUCCAGGGAGAGGGAACCAGGAACCACAGCUGAGCUGCUGCGCUGGUAGUAUAAUAAGUCUGGUAUAUAUAUUAGAGGCAAGUUCUCAUGGCAGCAGAUGGCGGCGAUCGGGGGCGAAUAGUGGUAGUAGGGUGGACAGGGAAGCACCGUGUUGUAUGUACGUGUGCCAGUGUACGCCACAAUCACGCCGCAACAGUCAGCACCGUUGGUGGCAGGUAACAUCCGACCGGUAGAAUAGAAAGGCACCGUCCGCCCUCGUGCCGUUGAUGGUUCAUCAACCAUCCGGGGAUCCAUCGGCCCCACCAGAGAACCUAGGAGAAGCUUGGGAUUUCAUUCUAUGCGCUGCUGGCAUAGGUUAUGUUUACAGCCGUGCAUCAUUUAACAUUGUGUCAUUUAAGAGGGGCUUUUGUUGAGUUUUAAAAUACUGUAACGACACUCCCUGGAGAGAGAGUCAGUUUUAAUCAAAAAACUACAAAAUUGUGUUGUAUUGUGGAAAAGCGUUCCGAAUAGGUUGGCGAUCGCAAGCAGCUACUUCCUUUUUUGUGUUGUUCCAAUGCAACCCACCCAUCUUAGUGUGCGGGGCGUCCAAAUUGAUAACAAUGGCAGCUUCUGGUAGGCAACUAGGCACAGGAAUGAAUGAAUCCUGUAGGUGAAUCCUCAUUUUACUUUAACACUUUAUUUGGCCUGCCAUACGUUCUGUUGGUUGUGUCGGGUAAGAAGCGGUUCUGUUUUGUGCGCGGGCAUAGAUGUUGGUUCGCCAACGGGGUUACGUCAGUCACGGUGCCCGGAACCUAUAUAAUCGAUUUAUGGUGGUAAACACCGAACGCUGGAUUCAAAUAUGUAUGGCGACCGGGACGCGCAAGCUAUGAUAGAGAGGUGAACGCGACAUAAGAAUCAACAUAUUGCAGAUUGCAAUGCAGGCUAAAACUAUAGGUUUAAGAGAAAAGAUAGAUGUUACAUAUUUAUAAUGGUAAAACAAACAAUUGCGCACCUUGUAACCGUUUUGCAGCGAUCAGAGAAGACUCACAAUCGGGCAUAACACAAUCGUGUUUGAUUUCUAUCUCAAUCCUUCUUCGUAAGGCGAACACAAGACGAAAAAGUGGGAAACAAUUGUCGACGGAAUGACAGCUGGCGUUGAAACAAAAACCAAUGUUACUAUGAUGGUUCGUUGAUUUGAUUUUUCGAUUUUUUUCUGCAAAGUUUCAAACCAACCCCCGUAGCAGGCGUUGGGCGUGUGUAAUGGGCAAUACUUUGUCGUGAAAGUGUAUGUAUGUAUGUGUGCGUGUUAGAAGAAGGCGUGAAAAUGGCGUGUAGGCAAUUACAAUAAUUUAUUCCGUUGGUUUUACACGCGUCGUGGUGGGGUAUUGUUUUGAAGAAGCAGAAAAAUUACUUUCCAAAACGCUUUGUUCAAUCGAAACACGAAAAUGGAAAUGGUAUAUUAAUCAUAUUACACGUUUAUCUUGUGUGGUUUGACAGUAAGCGAUAGAGAACAGGAACCGGACCCGGACCCAAAAGUGGGAUAGUCUGUUUAAAGGGAACCACUAGGAAUGUAACGUAACCACAAACAUUUCAUAUUAUAAUUGCCAUACAAGCAGCCAGGAACACACAUUAUUCGUAUAUACAGCUUGCAUUGGAGGGGAACGCGCGAGGGAUCAAGCACGCGGAUUGUUUCGCCGCCUGGCCGGAGUUCCUUUUUUGUUUGUUUGAUAUGCGUGCUACCUCUUGCGAAUGUAUCCGCGCGAGAGAAGUCGUUGAAUCUAUAUGCUAUCAGUUUUGUAUUUUUAUAUGCAUAUAUACAAGCUCGAGUGCAUGUUAAAAAGGAGUAUUACAGUCGCCAUUAUGAUGCACAUGCACCAUACUGCGCUCGUCUGCGGUGGUGGUGAUGCACUUUUGGAGUCUGGCAAGUAUAUAUACAGAAAGCCUUCAUCCUUUAUUGUUUCGGGCCCUCUCAAAUGCUUCGACAGUAACCUUUGCAGCGAACAUUUCCGUUAUCGGUUAUAUCUCACAUGGAGGCAGCAAAACUAAGAAUCUUAUAGUAUACCCAAUCCAACACGAGAAAGGAAUGAUGAACGACGGGUGCAUCCGAAACGAUUGGACACCGUUUCGUGGAGAAACAUAUAUCAAUUUGAGAAGAAAACGAACAAUUCACUCUCGGCAAACAAAAGCAUUACAUGCAAGUUGCUCUCAGACAAACACACAACUAAACAAGCGCCACUAAGAGAAACUAUUUAGCUUUGUGAAUCAACGUUACACGUACAAUUACAAACGGAAUCGUCGUCGUUACACGGAGAGAUCGGGUGCCUCAGAACACAGACUAUCGAAUCGCAGAGCAAAACCAUAGAGCAACAAACUGCAAACCAACACGCGAAUCUAAGUGUAACUGUCUUAUUAUAAACUUCAAAUAAUCAUACAUGCGAUAACGGUGGAACGCGGAGACGGUUACAAACGAAGCCCCCAGAACACCCCCAUUGUGUGAGCAUUGAAAUAAUAUCAAUUCAUCAAUCUACUUCUUGUAAUGGACGCGGCUCUGCUAUCGGGUUGGAUCUCGGUGUUGGAAGAUGAUCCGUUCGCGGGACUUUUUCCGUUUUCCGCAUGUGCGCCAAUAGUGCUUACGGUGGUAGCAGCUAAACUUUUCCUGGAUAAAUCUGCUUGCUCAUAAUGCAGUGUUAUACGUAAGCUGUGGUUCUUUGAAGGAAGGAAACUAUAAGCGCUAUAAGUAAAUUAGUUGUAGAUUGGCCUUGCGAAUUGAUUUUGGGGACAGAUAAUGUGACCAAUGCGCGCGGAACUUUACGCUCUCGAUUACUCGAUUCCAACCAGCUUCCCUUCGCGCGUAAAUCUGCGCGUAUGGAUGCGGAAGAGAUGCUGCUAAUAUUUUCAAAAUCCCAGCGCGCACCACCUUUUCUAAGGCCUAACAUGCGAACGUACAGAUUUUCAGCGGCACCCGACAGACCGAUGGCCUCUGCAACCGUAACUAAUUUCAACGUCUGUGUCAAGUGGGGAGAAAGUUAAACAAAAUUAUGCCACUUAUGUUGCGGGAUCGCGGACACGCAUUUUUUAAGCUUCCACUAUUUUAUAUUAUCUGUAAGGCAAACGGAACAUUAUUUAACCUUUUUUAUACGAUUGGAUUAAUUCACACUUUCUGUAUCCCGUAUUUUUGUUUUUGUUUUGUGCCAUCGAACGAGGUCCAGUGCGUCGCGUACGUUCCUCUGCUCUUCCGCUGAGUGUGUAGUGUCUUGUUUACGACGGAUUCUGUUACUUCCAUGCUUUUUCGACUGCAAUUGAAUCAACCGCAUUUACUCUCUCGCUCUCGAUGGCGUUUUAGUUGAGACGAACGGACGAACAGGACGACAUUCCGGCAAUGAUACCGAAAAUUACAAUAGUCUGUGGAAAGUCUGUGUGUUGCAUGUGUAAUAGAAGCUUGAUAAAGUUUAUGAUUCCGGAAGAGAACAACUGAUAUCAUCCUCUCCCCACACACGUAUAAAGCUGCACACACAAGCGUUAAGCACUUCAGAUUCCUAUUGUGCUGCGGGUUGUGUUUGCACCAACGGCAAUUUAAUCAUAGCCGGGCACCAUCCAACAGUCCGUUAUUUGAUAAAAUGGCAACCACACGUACUUCUGAUCAGCAACAGCAGCGGGGACAGUGGCGGCAGCGGGCUAUAAUAACAAAACAUAUACGGGAGACGCGCGCAACAUUUGGGCCACACUAAUCUUCUCUUAGCAAAACCGACACAGAUGUGUACUAAUAGGAGGAAAGUAAGAACACACAACUCUAACAUAUAAUAAACACUAUCGGAUAAAGAACGAGUGUAAUGCAAACAGAGCAGCGCACGAGAGAAGAGCGCAACUGUGAAAGGAGAACGCAUUGUAAAUAAAGAAAUCUUACAGUGUAAUAAACAAAAGUGGUUAUGCU
Messenger RNA from Anopheles bellator, 6007 nucleotides. It is a transcript of the gene Sdc, whose product is annotated as syndecan. NCBI's taxonomy places the organism in Eukaryota, Metazoa, Arthropoda, Insecta, Diptera, Culicidae. The record is from RefSeq and is a predicted model, not a curated record. The transcript is spliced from 5 exons. Gene Ontology annotation, biological process: cell migration. Gene Ontology annotation, cellular component: cell surface; membrane. Bases 828 to 1826 code for a protein of 332 amino acids.